Molecule: messenger RNA, 949 nt
Organism: Tachyglossus aculeatus (Australian echidna)
Lineage: Eukaryota; Metazoa; Chordata; Mammalia; Monotremata; Tachyglossidae
Gene: IL18
Product: interleukin 18
Exons: 7
Coding region: 1-792 (263 amino acids)
Biological process (GO): inflammatory response; immune response
Molecular function (GO): cytokine activity
Source: RefSeq, a predicted model, not a curated record
AUGAGCGGGAAAGAGGCAGGCGUCUCGCGCCCCGGCGCCAUUCCUGCCGGCGCCCCGCCAGGACCCCCCUCCAAGACCCCCGUCCGGGACCCCGCUCCAGCCCGGCCCUCGGGGGCUGCCCGAGCCCCAGCGAGCCCCAACGGGGGGAGGAACGAACGAAGGAAGGAAGGAAGGAAGGAAGGUGCAGAGAUGGCUGCUGGAUGUACUGGUGUUUUGGAGCCAAACUUGACCCACAUUUUAAUUGCAAAGCUAGAUGGGGAUACAUUUUACUUCAGAGAUGAAGAUGGUUUUGAAUCCGAUGCCUUCCUGAAACAUGGGAAUCCUAAAUUCCAAGUGUUCCAAGACUCCAACACCAAAGUUCUCAUAAUGAAACAGGACACCUGCUCACCCAGAUUUGAGGCCAUGAGUGAACAGGAAAUUAAAGAUAAUGCACCUCAGACCAGGUUUAUCAUUCAGUUCUACAAAAGCACCAAACCCGGUUGCUAUCCGGUAACCAUCAGCGUGAAGAGCAGAGACCGGAUCUACCAUCUUUCCUGCCAGGGAAACAUCCUCCAUUUUAAAGCGGGUGAAGCACCGCAGAAAAUCAACGAAGAUCAGAGCGAUAUCAUCUUCUUCCAAAGGGGCAUCGUAGGUUUUACAGACCGGUAUCAGUUUCAGCCCUCCUCGUGCCCGGGGUCCUAUCUGGCUUGUGAAAAGAAGCAGAACGACCCCUAUUUCACGAUGAUUUUGAAGAAGGUGAGUGGAGAUGAGAACGACUCCACCCACAUGACUCUCAAGCCUUUCCCUCAGUAGUCAGAAAAGAAAGAAAAGCAGUUAGAUAAAAUCAGGGCACCUGGGUUCCUGCUCCGCCGGGCCUCCGGCUAUGUGCCUCUACAAAACACUGGGCUCUUUCCUGCCUCUCAGGGGUUUUGGGAGGUUGGGAAAUAAACUAUUAUGUAUUUUCCUGGAA